GGUUUCUGGAACUGAAGAAAGGAACCCUAUUCCAUUAAUGGAUUACAUCCUAAAUGUGAUGAAAUUUGUGGAGUCCAUCCUAAGCAACAACACAACAGAUGACCAUUGCCAGGAAUUUGUGAGCCAAAAGGGGCUACUGCCCCUGGUCACCAUUUUGGGCCUCCCCAAUCUACCUAUCGACUUUCCAACAUCAGCUGCCUGCCAGGCUGUGGCAGGUGUCUGCAAAUCUAUACUGACUCUGUCACAUGAACCAAAAGUCCUUCAAGAGGGACUCCUCCAAUUGGAUUCUGUCCUCUCCUCCUUGGAUUUGCUGCAUCGGCCAAUUGAGUCCCCUGGGGGAUCAGUGCUGCUUCGAGAGCUUGCUUGUUCCAGCAGUGUUGCAGAUGCCACCCUUUCUGCCCAGGCCACCCCCCUCAUACAUGCACUCACAGCUGCUCAUGCAUAUAUCAUGAUGUUUGUUCAUACUUGCAGGGUGGGCCAGAGUGAAAUCCGUGCCAUCUCAGUGAAUCAGUGGGGCUCCCAGCUGGGUCUCAGUGUCCUGAGUAAGCUGAGCCAGUUAUACUAUUCCCUGGUCUGGGAAAAUACAGUCUUACUUUCACUGUGUACCCCUAACAGCCUCCCCUCAGAGUGUGAUUUUGGUCAAGUGGACAUGCAGAAGCUGAUUCCAAGAGAGGAAAAGAUAGCCCAGGGAGCCAAGAGAACAGAAGGAGAAACAGAAGGGUCAACAGGAAUCAUUGAGGCUUCCACCCAGGGUCUUUUGGAAGGCAUUGGACUGGGUGGAGACACCCUGACACCUAUGGAAACCGAUGAGCCUAAUACAUCAGACUCCAAAGGGAAAUACAAAAUCACACCAGCCAUGGCAGCAAGGAUCAAACAGAUUAAGCCUUUGCUGUCGG
Molecule: messenger RNA, 896 nt
Organism: Vombatus ursinus (common wombat)
Lineage: Eukaryota; Metazoa; Chordata; Mammalia; Diprotodontia; Vombatidae
Product: E3 ubiquitin-protein ligase HUWE1-like
Exons: 6
Source: RefSeq, a predicted model, not a curated record